CUCCGCAGUAGUCGGGUAUCUGCAGUCGCGUCAGGCGCCCACGUGUAUUUUUUGCGUCAUAGUAAUAACAAUAUUAUAAUAUACCUGCAGUGUGUACAUACUAUAACAUUGUUAUGGUAUAGGUACAAUACGGUGCAGGGACUUUACGUAGUAUUGUGUGUUAUAUAAUGUGUGUUGAAAUCUCGUGAAACCAAAUAUUUUAUACGGAUUAAACGUCGUCGUGUAACACUUGCUCAUCUACUAGCCGUAUAUUAACAAUAAUAAUUUUCGGGGUCGUUAAAAUAAUAUAUGUUUGUACUCGACAGAAUCCGCAUAAUAAUAGACGCACGAGAUCAACGUUCUUCCGCGAUCCCGACGAACUAUGCGAUGCCGAAAUCUUAUAAUAAUAAUUACUCACGGAAAAAUCGUACACAUUAAUACCACCAACCGCCAUCAUUAUUAAAGUGUUUUUUGUCACGAUCGUAUAUAAAAUACAUUUAACAUAAAAUGUAUAAUUUUCUCAUGUAACACGCCACACACAUUACAUUAUAACAACUUGGGCCGAUCGUUGUCGUGUCCAACAAGGUCGCUAUUAUUGAAGAUCAAGGGGUUGUCCGUGAACUUCACGAGUAUUUGCAUUUCCCCGUAUUUUUUGUCGUUUUUUUGUUGUUUUAACAUAAAAGUAAUAUCCAGACGCCGUUUGCCAUGACAUCGACACUGUACAAUAAGAUUGGACUUAUACCCAAACAGAAACCGAUUAGAGUAAUGAUCAUGGGACAACCCGGCGUAGGGAAAACUGCACUAUUGGUGCGAUUCGUGACGAAAAAGUUCAUUGGUGAUUACGAUCCCAACCUAGAAAAAAUGUACACAUACCAAGUGUCCAUGGAAUCGGAAAUGGUUAACUUUGAGAUAUUAGACACCGCUGGAUACGUACAAGACAAAUCUUGCAACUUGGAAAUGAACAUGCGCUGGGCUGACGUGUUCAUACUGGUAUACUCCAUUACGGAUAAAUGUUCGUUUGACGAUUGCAGUAGGCUCAAGUUUUUGAUUAACUACAAUAAAAAGAAACGUCGUCUUUCCACUAAAGACCAUCCAUUUGAUGUGCCAGUGAUACUGGUCGGUAACAAAGUGGACCAACAGUACGAUCGGAUGGUGACGUACGCUGAAGGUAGGAAACGGUGCCAGGAACUUGGGUGCGUGGCUUUUCAUGAGAUUUCAGUGCGGGAAGAUGUUGAUCAGGCAUAUGCAGUGUUUAAGGAAGCGUUCACUUGUUGGAAAUCAAUGUCUAAAAAUCCAAAACUAAAACGUUCUUCUUCUGAUCACGGUGCAGAAGCACUCUUCAAUUCAGCUUCUAGAUUCAUAAGUUGGCCGUUAGUGUUUGGCGACAGCGCGUGCAGUUCAUCAAAUCGUUCGGAAGACACUCCCGAGUUCCGUGCCAGGGCUUCAACGGAAGGACACAUCCGGUCGGGCACGACGGCUUGCCGGUAUCUGCCCACGUUGUCAGCCAGAGGAAGUAUUUGCUGCUACUUGAAAAAAUGAGAGUCAACACCCACCAAAGCGUAUUAACAUGCACAUGAUAUUGCGACGUGUUGUAUAUUAUUAAGCUAUGUAUAUAUUGCGAGUGGCACCGAUAAAAUAAUUGCCUUUAUGCACAAUCCAAAUAUAAUAUGACACCAUCGAUUAAUGUAUUAUGUACCUAUAUAAUAUUAUAUAACUACGUUAAUACACGUAUUAUUGGUAUUAUUUUACUAUAUAUCACUAUAUUAAGUAGUAAGUAUAGUAAGUACAUACCUAACUAUCAAGUAUGUACUUAUGUAUACAAUUUAUAUUAAUGUGAACCAUAACAUCACGCGUUAGUGAAAAAAUAACAAUUUUAUUGACUCAUAUAAUAUACUUACACGGCUAUAUACACGUGUAUACAAAUAUUCAAAAAAUACCUUGAUAAAAGUAACCUAUGACUACAACAACGACGAGCAUGAGUG
This is a messenger RNA of Acyrthosiphon pisum (pea aphid), 1961 nucleotides long. Its product is annotated as ras-related and estrogen-regulated growth inhibitor-like. The transcript is spliced from 7 exons. Gene Ontology annotation, molecular function: GTP binding; GTPase activity. Bases 685 to 1518 code for a protein of 277 amino acids. Lineage: Eukaryota; Metazoa; Arthropoda; Insecta; Hemiptera; Aphididae. The record is from RefSeq and is a predicted model, not a curated record.